This is a messenger RNA of Anthostomella pinea, 1383 nucleotides long. Lineage: Eukaryota; Fungi; Ascomycota; Sordariomycetes; Xylariales; Xylariaceae. The record is from the annotation of a GenBank genome assembly.
AUGUCUUCACCAUCCAACUCCUCCCAUGCCGGCAAGCGGAAGCGACCGACAACCGCAACUUCGGCCGUGAUGGAUGACAACCCCCUUCUACAGCCCUCGUCGCGAGAUGCGUCUGGCGAAGAGGGCGACACGACCGCACCCGAGACCGAGGACCUCACCCACCGCAAGGCAGACUCGGCCACCACGGGUUCCUCAAAUCCCACCAAACGCCAACGCGCCAAUUCCGAUCGCGCCUCCGCUCUUGAGACUACCAUCGACCCCGGUGAGCCCAGCGACACCACCGACGCCAGCAUCGACAUUGUUGACCGCGCCACGAGGAAGAGCAGGAAGCCCGCCGUCUUCAAGGAGUCCGGCGUGCAGGAUGACGACGAGAUCAAGAAGCAGGCUGCCAUGCCACCGCCGCCUACCGGCCGCCUGACCCAUCCUGUUGGAUACCAGACCAACCCUCCUCCUGCUGGCCGCACCGUCAGAGUCUAUGCAGACGGCGUCUUCGAUCUGUUCCAUCUCGGACACAUGCGUCAAUUAGAGCAGGCAAAGAAGGCAUUCGACAACGUAUACCUGCUAGUCGGUGUCACCGGCGACGAAGAGACACACAUGCGAAAGGGUCUCACCGUCUUGUCAGGCGCUGAGCGUGCCGAGACACUUAGACAUUGCAAGUGGGUUGACGAGGUCAUUGAGAACUGCCCUUGGGUCGUCACACCCGAUUUCCUCGAGAAACACCAGAUCGACUACGUUGCUCACGACGACCUCCCUUACGGCGCUGCUGAGGGUGACGACAUCUAUGCUCCUAUCAAGAAGGAGGGCAAGUUCCUGGUGACGCAGCGAACCGAGGGCGUGAGCACAACAGGCAUCAUCACCAAGAUCGUUCGCGACUACGAGAAGUACAUCUCGCGUCAGCUCAAGCGAGGAACUUCUCGUCAGGAACUCAAUGUUAGCUGGCUGAAGAAGAACGAGCUGGACCUGAAGCGUCAUGUUCAGGACCUGCGUGAUAACAUCCGCACGAACUGGACCACGACCGGUCAAGAGCUCAGCCGUGAGCUCAAGCAAUACUGGCCGGCGAGCCGCCCCCAGAGCCCGGCUCCAGGCGCACGCCUUGCCGCACCUCCAACCACCCCAGGUCCGAAUGGCGACAUUAGCUUGCGUGAAGCCGCUGCGAUGGCCGCUGCUGCCAAGUCGCCAACCACACCUGGCGAGCGUCCAGCUUCGAACGAGUUCAUGACUGGUUACACUCUGGGUUUGAUCGGUGGUGUUAGGUCUUGGAUGACCAAGAGCCGACGUAACCUCCGAGAGAGCCGCACAGCAAGCGAUGAGGACGAAUCAGAAGAGAGCGAUGACAAGACCAACGAGCGUGGGCGGCCAGUGGCCUCUACGUCUACCGGCUAG